AUGAGCGCCGAAGACAAAGUGCGCGUCUCCGGAGAGGGGGCGCCGCGCGAGCCAGUCUUGCCUGUCGUCAACCAAGACGCUGAAAAGCUUCAACAUCAAGCACCUAGAGCAUCCGUGCCUGCGGCGGCAUAUGUCAUUGCAUGGAUCAGUAUAAGUUCUUCGGUUAUUUUGUUCAACAAAUGGAUCCUCGACACCAAGAAAUUCCACUACCCUGUGCUCUUGACGACGUACCACCUGACCUUCGCCACGGUUGCGACGCAACUGCUGGCGCGCUAUACCACCCUUCUCGAUGGCCGUAAAACUGUCAAGAUGAAUGGGCAGGUCUACAUGCGCGCCAUCGUGCCAAUUGGAUUCAUGUUCAGUUUGAGUCUUAUCUGCGGCAACUUGACAUACCUCUAUCUCAGUGUUGCGUUUAUCCAGAUGCUCAAGGCUACUACCCCGGUUGCCGUUCUGCUCUCAAGCUGGGUGCUCGGUGUGGCGCAGCCCAACCUACGCGUCUUCCUUAACGUGUCGGUCAUUGUGAUCGGUGUGGUCAUCGCAUCGUUCGGCGAGAUCAAGUUCGUCUUGGCCGGUUUUCUGUUCCAGAUCGGCGGUGUUAUCUUUGAGGCCCUGCGCCUGACCAUGGUCCAGCGCCUUCUCAGCUCUGCCGAGUAUAAGAUGGACCCGCUCGUGUCCCUGUACUACUUUGCUCCUGUGUGCGCUGCCAUGAACGCUACCGUGGCUCUCUUCUGGGAGAUGCCCAAGGUCAGCUUGGCUGAGGUCUACCACGUCGGGCUGUUCAACUUUUUCCUCAACGGAUUGUGCGCAUUUAUGCUGAACGUCUCUGUCGUUCUAUUGAUUGGCAAAACAUCUUCCUUGGUGCUCACCAUUUGUGGUGUUCUCAAAGACGUGCUGCUUGUGGCCGCUUCGGUCAUCAUCUGGCCCGACAAGCCUGUGACUGGCCUGCAGCUCUUCGGCUACAGCAUCGCCCUUGCUGGCAUGGUGCACUACAAACUCGGCUACGAUGCUCUGAAGGGUUAUGCUGCCGAGGGCGGUCGCCAAUGGGCUGAAUUUGGAGCUCGCCGCCCCGUAGUCCGCCGCGUCUUGAUCCUUGGAUCCGUAUUCGCGUUGGGCAUCUUCGUUCUGAGCGGCCUAGCACCUUACGCAACAGAAUACGACGCCACCAAGGUCUUGAGCAAGGCUGCCAACAAGGUCGGUUUGCCAUAG
This is a messenger RNA of Pyricularia pennisetigena, 1206 nucleotides long. RefSeq lists its product as uncharacterized. Gene Ontology annotation, molecular function: antiporter activity. Lineage: Eukaryota; Fungi; Ascomycota; Sordariomycetes; Magnaporthales; Pyriculariaceae. Gene Ontology annotation, cellular component: Golgi apparatus; trans-Golgi network; endosome. Bases 1 to 1206 code for a protein of 401 amino acids. The transcript has 5 exons. The record is from RefSeq and is a predicted model, not a curated record.